Molecule: messenger RNA, 1118 nt
Organism: Thermothielavioides terrestris NRRL 8126
Lineage: Eukaryota; Fungi; Ascomycota; Sordariomycetes; Sordariales; Chaetomiaceae
Exons: 2
Coding region: 234-944 (236 amino acids)
Source: RefSeq, a predicted model, not a curated record
AGCGGGCGGGCGUUUGCUUCCCACAGAUCACUACGACAGAGGCCACGAUGAUGAAGGGGGGAAGAAGCAGAAAUGGCAACUCAGAGUCAAACUGCUUGUGAUCGGGCACGAUGAGUCAAGCAAACUCAGCUCAGUUCCGCCCUCCAGCGCAUUUCCAGCGCAUAUAUCAUCCCACAGGACAUACAUCAGCUCCACGCCUGUCCUGCCAGCUUCCAAACCCAAAAGACGCCGACAUGGACCUGCGUGGUUACGGUCUUCCCUUCCACACUGGUUACACCUCGUAUUCGCCUGAGCGCUCCGCUGGCAUACAACCCGACUUGAGAGAUCCCUACGGGCACGAGCGGGACUAUUCUCUCUGCAACCUCAGCUUGUCCGAGGACCAAGCUCCGGAGAGGAUGCCCCGCUGGACCAGCUCGCCAAAGAAACACACCUCCCGCGGAAGUGACCGCGACACUGGGGACAAGUACCGCGAAUCCGAAAAGCUCUUGGCCAGCCCUAGGAACCAGAAUCCUGGCAUCGACAUUGCGCUGCGCAACCUUGACCACGAGGCGGGCGCCUCCCUGAGAGUGUUCCGGGCGUUUGUGCAGUGCUUCGAGCGCGAGAUUGAAUCGCUCCAAGACUGGGCCGAGGACUACACGCUUGACACGGUCUGGAGGAACAAGAUCAGGAACAUCUGUCGCGACAGGGGCGAGAGGGAGAAGUUUAGAGCCGCGGCGUCGCGGAUAGCAAGUUGCAGGGAAGCCGUCAAAGAAGCCGUUAAGAAUGCCAAGGCUCUCAGGGAGGUGUGGGAUGACAAAUUUAAGCUCGAAAGGCAGGUCCGCACAGCUAAGAAAGCGCUUCUGAACUCCGAGUGGGUCAUCAAUCUCGCGGAAAGAGCAGCGAGCGAGCGUUUGGCUUGCAAGCAACUGGUGAUCGAGCUGGGGGAGAUGAGGUGUCUGCUAUGAUGUAGACGGGGAAGACAGGACCGAGCAAGAACAUAGUGUCGCAAAAAAGUCCAGAGGCACGGCAAGAAGGAGCGAUGACGGGGUGUCUAACGGUGGUGAACUCGGUGCAGUCAACGACAGUGGCAGAAGAGAUGAGCAGGACGAGAUGAAUCGCUCUUUCGAUAACCCGUCAGA